AUGCUUGUCUUCGAAGAUACACAUAUCAAAGAUUCCUAUAAUAAAUUACUUUUCGCUCUCUCUUCGUUCUGUUUUAUGUACAAUCAGACACGUAGUCAUGCUCAUCCGACACCCACAUAUGUGCCAACCUCCAUAGUAAACACACGACCGAAUAACGAAGCAUAUCAAGCAGCUAAACCACACACGAUUUCUGAGGCACUCCAAGUCAGCAUUGACUUACAUGAAAUGAAAUCGUGUCUUGCACAAGGUUUUCCGUUUGUAUUCGGUCUCCGUUUGUUCACAUCAUUUGAUAAAGCAGCUAAGACAGGUGCGGUACCGAUGCCGAGUGCAAGCGAUCGUAGUCGUCAAUCUGAUGGCAGUCAUGCGUUAGUUGCCGUCGGUUAUAGCGAUCAGUCGCAGUCGUUCAUUGUUCGAAAUUCUUGGGGGACAGACUGGGGCGAUCGUGGAUACUGUUAUAUACCAUACGAUUAUAUGACAGAUGCAGACCUUUGUUUUGAUGCGUGGACAAUUCGUAAAGUUCCUAACGACGAUUUCGGUCAAUCGCAUUGGGAUUACAAUGACGAGGUUGAUUAUCAAAAUAAUAAUAACAACUACGGCGACGACGACUAUAGUAAUGGAGAUAACGGUGCAAUUGAACAAUUCGAUGAAGAUGAUUUUGGAAUAAACUUUUUCGAUAACGCUGCACGUGGCUUUGAUGGCGAUUUGCGGAAUAGAGAUGACCCUUUUUAUUACGGCGACGGCGGAGGAAACAAUCAGCAGUGGGGCGGAGACGAUCGUUCUAAUUACAAUGAUGGUGGAACAUAUAAUCAACAAUGGAAUGGAAGUGAUCAGUUUACUUAUAAUGAUCGAGGAGACUAUGGUCAGCAAUGGAAUAGCGAUGAUCAAUCUGAAAAUCAUCAUAAACACGGUCACCAUCAUCACCAUCACAGACACUAA
This is a messenger RNA of Adineta ricciae, 936 nucleotides long. NCBI's taxonomy places the organism in Eukaryota, Metazoa, Rotifera, Eurotatoria, Adinetida, Adinetidae. The record is from the annotation of a GenBank genome assembly.